CUGACUGAGCUCAGACGCAGCAUCUCAUUACCGUUCCAAUACAAUCUAUCACUGAGGCUCAUUGUGUCCUGUAAACUCCAGCAGUCAAGGUGUUCCUCUGUAUUUGGCUCCACUCAGACAAAGACAGGAAACCAUGGCUGUGGCUAAUUUCCAGUACAUUACUCGGAUGAGCAGCGGCUUCAAGGUGUACAUUUUAGAAGGUCAACCCCACUGCAGAAGCGAGGACAGAUACAGACAUAUGACAAAUGACCGGGCUCGAGCCCCUGCAGUGUAUCCAAUGAAGCGUAAACGCAGUCAUGAGAGAGGGCUAACAUUGGAGGAAAGGCGAGAGCGGGCGAUGAGCAGAAGCAAUGCUAAAGAGGCUCAGAGAGCAGCAGCAGCACCACCAGUGAUGUUCACCAGCCGACACAGUUCGACAUCUACCCAGAGUCCAGCACCCAGCCCCACCAGCCCUCUGCCCACCCAUGUGUACUACACACCAGUCAUGGACGAACCUCUUGCCCUCAUCAAGAAACCAAGAAAAGACCCUGAAAACUCAGUGGAAAAGACUCAAAGCACUGCCACCAAUCAGAUUCAGGUGCGCCCCACUGUGAUCACCUGUGUCUCGUCAUCCAGAAACCCCUCCUGCAGAUCUGAGGUCCACAGAAGCCCCUCAUCAGUGGUUUCCAAAAGCGACUACGAUCACGUCCUCGAGGAGCAUUUCCAGAGGAGCCUCGGAGUGAACUACCAGAAAGCUCCCAAACAGCAGCUCUCCAUCAGCGUCUCUGUUGAUGACCACUUUGCCAAGGCUUUGGGAGACAAGUGGCUGCAGAUUAAGUCCAAAUCUUCCUCCUGUUCUUCCACACCUCCCAGCAGCCCAAGCGUUACUCACUCCCCCACCUACAGCCACAGCCCCAAUCAGUGCCACAAAGAGUCCACCAGCAGCUCAUCGCCGACUCCCAGCCACUGGCCCAUCAAUUAAAGCAGAAACGACCCCUGAUUCUGGUGGAAACUGGACUUUGAGACUUGUAACAUUUCAGUGCAAACAGCUCUGCUUGUCCAUGCAAUGGAAAUGCCAGCACUAGUGUGGAGAGAGCGAGCUUGCAGACGCAGGAGUGCCGUCACUUUGGACCUCUGUGUGUCCAGACGUAAUACACAAAGAUGCAGACAAAUGUAGCAGUAUCUGGGACAUCCUUGUUUUGUUACAUUUCUGUCCUCUGCUUGUUGAUAGCAUCUGAAUAACUGAGAUACUGUAGAUGGUGAUGAGGGAUGGUUGAAAAAUCAGUCACAUAUUCCUUAACAUUUCUUUUAUUUUGGGUCAUUCUUAUAAUGGAAUGCCAAACUUUUAUUGUAUUAUAUUUAUAUUCUGAUAUGCCUGGGAUAUACCUUACAGUCGACAUGACUAGUCUAUCUGCUGUAUAAUAUUAUGCUUAAGAGCUGAGACUUUUGAAAAAACUUUGAAAGAAUAAAAAUCUCAUAAAUUCUAUAAAAAUAAA
Molecule: messenger RNA, 1475 nt
Organism: Amphiprion ocellaris (clown anemonefish)
Lineage: Eukaryota; Metazoa; Chordata; Actinopteri; Pomacentridae
Gene: vgll4l
Product: vestigial like 4 like
Exons: 5
Coding region: 134-961 (275 amino acids)
Biological process (GO): negative regulation of DNA-templated transcription
Molecular function (GO): transcription coactivator binding
Source: RefSeq, a predicted model, not a curated record